AUGGGAGGGAGAGCGGUGGUCAAUCUCCGCUCCCUCUUCCCCCAUUGUGCUCUCAACCUUAUAUGCCCGUGUAACGGAGGCACUCACGUGUGUCUUCUUGGCAUUGCUCAGCUGUCGCUCCAUGCUGAGAGCAAUGUCUGCCCGCGCCCUCCUCUCAACCUCCUCCAUGUCCUCGCUCUGCCGGGAUUGUGCCACCAGCUCGCGCUUCUGCACUGCCUUGGGGAGACGGACGGGAGGAUAGUGCGGAGACGCGUGCGGAACAGGUUGAGGAGCAGGUGGUGGGCGGGGGGAGAGGUGGAGGAGGAGGAGGAGGAGGAAAAGGAGGAGGAUGAGGAGGAGGAGGAGGAAAAGGAGGAGGAGGAGGAGGAGGAGGAGGAGGAGGAGGAGGAGGAGGAGGAGGAGGAGGAGGAGGAGGAGGAGGAGGAGGAGGAGGAGGAAAAGGAGGAGGAGGAGGAGGAGGAGGAGGAGGAGGAGGAGGAGGAGGAGGAGGAGGAGGAGGAGGAGGAGGAGGAGGAGGAGGAGGAGGAGGAGGAAAAGGAGGAGGAGGAGGAGGAGGAGGAGGAGGAGGAGGAGGAGGAGGAGGAGGAGGAGGAGGAGGAGGAGGAGGAGGAGGAGGAGGAGGAGGAGGAGGAGGAGGAGGAGGAGGAGGAGGAAAAGGAGGAGGAGGAGCAGGAGGAGGAGGAGGAGGAGGAGGAGGAGGAGGAGGAGGAGGAGGAGGAGGAGGAGGAGGAGGAGGAGGAGGAGGAGGAGGAGGAGGAGGAGGAGGAGGAGGAGGAGGAGGAGGAGGAGGAGGAGGAGGAGGAAAAGGAGGAGGAGGAGGAGGAGCAGGAGGAGGAGGAGGAGGAGGAGGAGGAGGAGGAGGAGGAGGAGGAGGAGGAGGAGGAGGAGGAGGAGGAGGAGGAGGAGGAGGAGGAGGAGGAGGAGGAGGAGGAGGAGGAGGAGAGUGAAAAAAGGUCUAUCAGACGAUUGACGAGGAUCAGAGAGACUCACCAAUGCGGUUCUGCAGUCGGUGACUUUUGA
Closterium sp. NIES-65 is the source of this 1020-nucleotide messenger RNA. Lineage: Eukaryota; Viridiplantae; Streptophyta; Zygnematophyceae; Desmidiales; Closteriaceae. The record is from the annotation of a GenBank genome assembly.